Tribolium castaneum (red flour beetle) is the source of this 2144-nucleotide messenger RNA. RefSeq names its product cGMP-dependent 3',5'-cyclic phosphodiesterase. The record is from RefSeq and is a predicted model, not a curated record. Gene Ontology annotation, cellular component: synaptic membrane; mitochondrial outer membrane; cytosol. Gene Ontology annotation, molecular function: protein homodimerization activity; 3',5'-cyclic-AMP phosphodiesterase activity; 3',5'-cGMP-stimulated cyclic-nucleotide phosphodiesterase activity. The coding region runs from base 1 to 1362 and encodes 453 amino acids. The transcript is spliced from 8 exons. NCBI's taxonomy places the organism in Eukaryota, Metazoa, Arthropoda, Insecta, Coleoptera, Tenebrionidae. Gene Ontology annotation, biological process: regulation of mitochondrion organization; cGMP catabolic process; negative regulation of receptor guanylyl cyclase signaling pathway.
AUGUUCCCUGUUUCUGGCAAACCUGGACGAUCUUCUCCUAAUUUCGAGAAAGUACAACACGCCAUCGGAGACCACGUGGCCAACACUGGCACACUGAUCAACUGCCACAGAAACCAAGAGAGUGCGUUAUUCAAUGAGAGUUUGAUGGAAUUCAACGAGUUUAAACUCCAAAAUGUUUUAUGUUUCCCGGUUAGAGACGAGGAUAAAAUAAUAGGUGCCGUACAACUUUAUAACAAAAGAAAAGGAAAUUUCACCCGUUUUGACGAAGAGAUCGCCAAUAUUUUGAGUGUCCAUGGUGGCUUCGCCCUCAGCCAGAGUCUAAAAUUCACCAAAAUUGAAAAUUUCAAAAUCAGAAAUCAACUAGCUGACAAUUUAAUGAUCCGCCACGAACACGUAAAUAUGGACGAAAUGUUCGAACGAUUGGGGUUUUUUACAACCUUUGGUAUUAAAAGAGAAGUGUUUGCGAAAUUUACAAUGACUGUGAAAAAUUGUUGCCGGGAAGUUCCGUUCCACAACUGGAUGCAUCUGUUUUCCACAGCGCAUUUUGCGUAUUUGUGCUUGACACAUUUACAGUUAGUUGAAGAUAAAUAUAUUACCCAACUGGAGGCUCUGGCUUAUUUCGUGACUUGUCUAUGCCACGAUGUUGACUACAGAGCGGCUAAUAGUUCCUUUCAGCAAACGCCAAGUGACGGUUUGUGCACGCUGUACUCCAGUCCUGGGUCGGUCAUGGAAAGGCAUCGUCUCUCACAAAUUUUGAGGAUUCUCAAUUCAGAGGGCUGCAACUUUGUAGAUAUUCUGAAUCGAGAAAAUUAUAGACUGUUUUUGGAUUUACUGAAAGACCUAACACUAGCUACGGAUUUAUCAAUUCACUUUAAACACUACACGAAAAAAUUCAUUAUGACAAAGAAUGGCUAUAAUAGGAAUAAUCCAGAACAUCGGUAUGUUUUUACAAGUCUGUUAGUUACAUGUGCUGAUUUAUCGGAUCAUACAAAAGACUGGACAGUGUCCAAAGACGUGGCGAUACAACUUUUUCAAGAGUUUUUCACACAGGGCGAUUUAGAGGUCAAUUAUUAUUCAAAUCCUCUACAAAUGAAAGACAUUGAAGUGGUUUUUAUGCCAGAUUUGAUAGUAAAUUUUUUGAGAGAUGUUUGCUUGACCGCAUUCAAGAUGUUGGCAGUGAUGUUUAUAGAAAUAAAAGAACUAGUUCAAGCAAUUAAACGAAAUAUUCUUUAUUGGGAGACUUCGAAACACCUCUUUUUGAAAGCAUUGGACAGCGGAAAGCCCAGUUUGGAGCUCCUCCAGUCCGAGGAAUUUGACAAGGACGUGGAAGCUGCAAUACAAUUAGUAGCAACGAAAAAAUAAUGUUUAGUUUUUCUUGAGCAUGUGUGGCACCAAGUGUUUGAGAAAAAUCUUCAAAUCUUGCUUUCUUUGGCUCGCCACGGCCAAAAUAUCGUCACAAUCGGGCUUAUCCUCCGUUUCGUAGCUCAUAACACCUUCGUUGGUGAUCAGACUAAAGGCGAAACAUCCAAGCCCGCAAUGCCUGGCUGUUAUAAUUUCAUGCACAGUGGACAUGCCCACAGCAUCACACCCUAGCACCUUCAAAGCCCUCAUUUCGGCCACCGUUUCAUAACUUGGGCCCCCAACACAACCGUAGACACCUUCAUGGAAGCCCUUCAAGCCCAGUUUCUCCACCAGGGUUUUGGCGUCUUUGAUGAUGCUCUGGUCGUAGGCAUUGUUCAGUGCAACAAAUCGGGGGCCGAAGGAGUCGUCGUUGGGCCCCCUGAGGGGGCUGUUGCCGGCGAAACCGACGAAGUUGAUGUGGUCUUUGAUGAUCAUGAUGUCGCCGGCUUUGUACGCAGGGUUGACGCUUCCAGCGGCGUUUGAAACAAUGAGAGUGGAAACUCCGAGGAGUUUCAUUAAACGCACGGGCAUCACACAUCGGGACAGGGAGUUGCCUUCGUAGUAGUGGAAGCGGCCUUGCAUGCAAAUCACGGAGAUUUCGUCGAUUUUGCCGAAAAUGAGGCGGCCUUCAUGGCCGAUAACUGUGCUUUUAGGGAAGUUGGGGAGGUCAGUGUAUUCGAAUUUUAUGGGGUCGGUCAACAGUUCACCCACAGAACCUUAACAAGAAUAAAAAAUCAAAACAA